CAAUAUCAUGUGCUCAAGUGCAGCUACUCAGUCACAGACCGUACAGUCAGAGAUACUGUCAUACAGUUUGGUCUUAUUUGCUACAUUUUCUGUUCAGUUGUUUUUCCCUGAGCUUACUGAAUAUGCUUCAGCGUUUCUUUGGAUGUGUUUACCUCUCUGCAGUUUCACAGCUUGUGACUCUCACAGGUACACAAGCUGAAUGUCCUGUUCAGCUCAGCCAGAAGAGUGUUGUUGUGGAGUACGGCGGUUCUGUUGCAGUUAACUGUACCGCUUCUGUCCCGCAUUAUGGGAUGGGAUGGGAAGCCAGUGAGGGAGGAGUGGACAAGACCAGAGACAGUGUGAUCACAUGGACAGUGUCAGAUCUGAGAGAAUGGGACAUAAAGCCAAUCUGCUACAUAAACUAUAAAACAACCCAUGAUACACUGUGUGAAGAAGAGCUCCCAGUCACUAUUUACAAGACUCCAGACAGUGUGUCCAUCAGCAUUGUGAAUCACAGAGGACCAAUGAAGGAGGGAGAGCAGUAUGAGCUCCAGUGUGAUGUUCAAGAUGUGGCUCCUGUUCAGAAUCUCACUGUCAAAUGGUACAAAGGAGAAACUCUGCUGGAUCAAACCACUUUCACUGACACCAGCAUAACUCCAGUGAAUGAAGUCGCCAAACUCCUGAUCACUGCAGGCAGAGCUGAUGAUGGAGCUCAAUACAGGUGUGAAGCAGAGCUGGAUCUGGGAGCAGAAGGACCUCAACCUCCUCCUACAGUCACAUCAAAACCUCUCAGUGCUGAAGUAAACUAUAAACCAAAACACUCCAAUUCAACAGAGACCAUCAUUAAAAAUGAUGAGGUCAUGCUAAACUGUACGGUGAUGGCAAACCCAGCUCCUACGUACACAUGGCACUCAGAGCAUCUGAAAGAAGAGAUCAGCUCCUCAACGCUCCCGUCCUCAACACUCAGUCCAGGAGAAUACACAUGCACCGCCACAAACUCUCUGGGAAGCGACAGCAAAGUGUUCAUCGUCAAAUCAACAGGUAGUCGUCCCACAUUCUGGACUGAGAGGAUGAGAAAUAUUAAAGUGCAAGCAGAGGGAGAGCUGAUUGUAAUGAGGCCCACUGCUUCAAUCCCCCUCCAGGCCCUUCAGUACAAGGCUUUUGUUGGCUGUCACUGUUCACUGUUUUUAGUUGCCAAGCAAGACCGAGUUGGAAUUCCUCUUGCCUCUGUGUACGGACUACAGCAGAUUUCAUCUAUUUUCAUCAAAAUGAAAAACAAUCUCUUAUGCUUUCUCGGUCUAUCCAUUAUCGGAAUAGUGUCAGCUGACAGUUGCUCGCUAGAGAUAUCUCCCGCCAGAGUGGUGGUGAAAUUUGGGGAUCCGGUGUCGGUCAGCUGUGUGGCCUCUCGUCCGGUACGCGUGCUGGGAUGGGAAUCGGUCAUUGCCGCAUCACACACUCAGAAUGACCUCAGCGUUCAGUGGCGGGUGGACAGUUUGACUGACUGGAUCGAGGAGCCAAUCUGCUAUGGUGUUUUUUUCACUGCACCAAGACAGUGUGAGGAAAAGCUUAACCUUGUUCUAUACAAGAAACCAGACAGUGUGUCCAUAAGUUUAGUGAAUCACAGCAGUCCAGUGGUGGAAGGAAGAGAGUACCAGCUACAGUGUGAGGUGCAGAACGUCGCACCUGUCCAGUACCUUGUUUUACGAUGGUACAGAGGAAAAACUGAGGUUUACAACCACUCGUUCUCAGAGUUAUCCCCUGCGACGCCGGUCCAGGUGUCCUCAACCUUGCUGAUUGUCCCAAACAGAGCUGAUGAUGGAGCUCAGUACAGGUGUGAAGCAGAGCUGCAACUGGGAGCAGAAGGACCUCAACUUCCUCCAACAGUUCAGUCUGAAGUUCUCAACAUUGCUGUUCAAUACCCGCCUGACUUCCGCAGUCCAGAGGAAGAGAUACUGGACAUUAGUGAGGAUAGUGAAAUAGUACUGGAUUGUACUGCGGAGGGUAACCCACCUCCUGUGUAUAUCUGGAGUUCCUCAAACCUUCAGGAGAAUACUGAUAAUCAGCCUGUUUUGAGAGCUGCAUCUUUGGGCCCAGGGGAAUAUACAUGCACUGCAUCCAAUAUCCUGGGGAAAAAGAGCAAACAGUUUGUCAUCAAGCACAAAUCCAAAGGUGUUUAGGUCCAGAGACCUUGAGAACGAACCGAAGACAUACAGUUCUAGAUGGUGCGCUCAGGACUUUCUGGACGUGGGAGAUCAAAAUCUAGCUUGGCUCUUUGUUACAUUUUAGAUGCAUUUUAGGGGACUCUCUUUUCAGGGGUUAUGAUUUGUUAAAUAUGAGAGUCAAACCUACACGUGUGUAAAAAAGUAUCCUAGUAAGCUUUAUUAAUAUUGUGUGAAGAUAAUUUUAACAGAGCAGUUGUAUGUUUCACUGCGGUGGCUCUAACAUUUUAAUGUUUUUGUAGAUAUUUACUUACCUAAUAAUAAAAAAAAGUAAUGAAUACA
This is a messenger RNA of Labeo rohita (rohu), 2480 nucleotides long. Its product is annotated as hemicentin-2. Gene Ontology annotation, molecular function: integrin binding. The transcript has 10 exons. Gene Ontology annotation, biological process: cell-cell adhesion. The record is from RefSeq and is a predicted model, not a curated record. Lineage: Eukaryota; Metazoa; Chordata; Actinopteri; Cypriniformes; Cyprinidae. The coding region runs from base 123 to 2156 and encodes 677 amino acids. Gene Ontology annotation, cellular component: membrane.